UGUUAAAAUAUUCUUUUUUCUCACUUCUGUUUUUUGAAUGUUUUAAAUUUACAGAGAAGAAGUAAAAAGUCAUACAGUAAAGUGGGGACAACAAUUUUCAUUUCCAUGCAAAAUGUCAGCGAAUGCAUCAACAGGCGUACUCGAUCCAUGUCUGCUUAGAAUAUCAAUUAGAAAGGAGCUGAAAGGUGGACGAAGCUAUCAAAAAUUAGGAUUUACGGAUUUAAAUUUAGCAGAAUAUGCUGGCUCAGGAAGAACAUCAAAGAAAACAAUUCUUGAAGGCUACGAUGCACGUCAUCGACAAGAUAAUUCGAUGUUGUUGGUGACAAUUAAGAUGCACAUGCUUAGUGGUGAUAUUUUAUUUAAAGUUCCUUCCUCCAAAAUAAACCAGUUGCCAUCAGAAGACGACUUAGGGCGUGUUAGUAGUAUGUCGUCAGUCGGAGCAAAUCCAACGCCAACAAGUUUGAUGACCGCCAAUCCUAGUGUUGUUGCGAGUCGACAAACAAUCAAUUCCAAAGAUGAUGCGUCUAUAGCAUCAGGUUCAUCUGGAUGUGGUUCACUUACAAAAAAGAAAAGUCCAGGAACGACAGAACAUCAACAAGCUAUUGAUGUUGAUCCACAGUCAAUUGUUUCUUCCAUUAUUACUGAUUCGGGGAUUAGUGAAACUUCAGACACGCCAUUGACGACGAUAUUUGAUCGAGCAUCAAGUAUGGCACCUGUUAAUAGUAAUCAAAACUUAAACACCACGCAACAGAAUGUCGCCGAAAUGGGUCAUUCAAGAAAUUCCAGUAACACUAGUCAAAUGUCGAAAGGAUCUGGCUAUAGUAGCAGUAUAUCUGAUCGACAACAUUCACGCCAAAGUUCAGAUGGUGAUUCAGGGCAUCAAAGAUAUUCGCGUGGAACAUUUCAAAAAGCGAAUUCAUUGAGUAGUUGGAAUCAACAACAACAACAUCAUGAACAAGAUCGAUUGUACAGAAAACGUUAUGAAACGAAUUCAUUGAAGUUGAAGAUUAUUCAACAUUGUAAGCAGUCGUCAUUGAAUAGUCCGGAGUCACCAACUGAUGAAAUGUUUCGUACUCCAAAUACAACAAUUGAUGCUGAUGAUUCUGCUGUUGAUAACUUUAGCACACCAAUUGGUGACUUCUCCUUAAUUAAAAUGAAAAGCAUGAACAAUCUACUUGAUGUAUCCGAAUCACAUAACGAAAGCUUGUCACGAAUGAAAUCGUUGAAUAAUCUUGAGAAAGAAGUCGGUGACACGCCAGUUGAUCUUGUGAAAUUGAGACGAGACUUUGAAAAGAAACGUUUCAACAACGCAAAAAUGCAAUCAUUAACUAACUUAGUAAAUGGUGAAGAUUCUGUCGAUGGAAUGAUUAUGAACAAAAGGCAUCAUAGUGACAAUAGUCCAUCAUCGAUUGAAGUCAACCGAAAUAAAAAAGUUUACAAACGUGUUGGUAACACAAAAUACAUUGGAAAUGAUUCAAUUGAUGAUGGAAACAAUCAAUUGAUGAAAAUGAAAUCAAUGGGAAUGAUCAGUAAUAAAAAUAAAAAGUCAAACAAACAUAUCGAUCCAUUUUAUAAAGUAAAUGCUUCAAAUAAAAAUCUCGUCGUUCCUAUUCGUCUUGACGACAGAUUUUCCGUAGAAAUCAACGGUGAUUGUGACAAUAAUGAUGAAGUUUUUAAAAUCCCUCCAAAUCCUAUGCUGGCAUUGCGAAAGGAGAAGUCUUCUUCAUGUAUUGAAAGCAUCAAAAACCGCGGAUCGAUGAUCUAUGAACGUCUUAGAAAUAGCUUACACCGUCGUUUAUUUGACGGUAGUCCCCGAAUGUCAACACUCAACGCAACUAGUUCCAAUGAUAAUCAAAAUUUUGAAGGGCCUUUAAGCUUAGGUGCUUCCUCAAAUGGCGAUCACUCUUUAUUGCCCACCGGCACAUCCUCGCUUGUCCUCCGAAGGCCAAGUUCAAACACAAACCCCAGUUCGGGUUCGAUUCAAAUGAGUGAAACGGGAUCUUUAGACCGUAUGAAAGCUCAAGCUGAAAGAAGGAAAAAAGUUCUCGAUGAUACUCCAAAUGUAACGGGACGUGUUGAGAACACAAGAGUUAAUCCUGAUAAAACGAUUGACGAGUUGCUGAGAAAUUCAAAAUUGGAUCAGCUAGAAGAGACAACCGAGCCUUGUGGUGGCUUAAAGCUUUUUAUUGGACGCGAUGGUAAAGCAUCGCUAGGAAGUCAUGAAACACAACAACGUGGAGCAUUCAAACAUGUCGUCAUGGACAACCCAAGAUAGUAGCAAUAUCUCAUUUUGUUCUACUUUUACCCACCAAAGCGCGACAUUUUUUCUCAGAAUGUUUCAAAUCUUCUAUUACAAAGUUUUAUUUUAAUCUAAAAAGAAGAGAAGAAAAAAUAAUAGAAAUCCGUUCUUAAUUGAAAUGUUAUAUAAUUUAACAGGAAAAUGAAGUAACGAGAAUUAAAAGCUUUCUGAAGAUGAAACACAAAUUCUGAAGACAAAUAAUUUUAGAAAAGAAAAAACUUCAGCCAAAUUUAAAUUUUCAAAAUCAAAAUUCUUUUCUCAUCCCGACGAGAUGACCCCUUAGAGAUUAAUGACAAAUACUUAUUUAAAAAGUAAAACAAAGAAUAUUAUUGGAUAACUUUCAGUAGACUGAUUGCAAUUUUCAAUAUUAAUGUCACUUUUUUUGUUCGUUUAAUUUUAAUUAAAACAGAAAUAAUGAAAACAAACCUUUCAGUUAGUGACUUUAUUUUAAAUAUUUUGAGAAAAAAAUCCAUCAUUUUGAAUUGCUUACUGUUGCAAAAAAUAUUUAAAGAAGUUUCUUUCAAUUGCUUACGAAAAGAAUUUUUGAAGUUAAUUUUACACAUCAGUGUCGCUUAAGCUGAGCUUGUGUUUAUGUUCUAGUCAAUAUUGCUGUCAAAUGGAAUGAUAAGUUAAGGAAGUUAAUAAAUUCCAUGGAUCUAAAGCAAAAGAUUCCAUAAAAAUGUUUUAAGAAAGCUUCCGCAUCUUCCUUAUUUUCUUAGAAAGAAUUCAUUCUCAGAAAAUUUUCAGUAGAAGGAACACAUUUAAUAAUUAAUAAAUGGCCAUUAAAAAGAAACAGGAAUAAUUAAAUUUCUUUGCGCUUUCCAAUGAGAAGAAUAAAUUUUUCCAACUG
Molecule: messenger RNA, 3149 nt
Organism: Clunio marinus
Lineage: Eukaryota; Metazoa; Arthropoda; Insecta; Diptera; Chironomidae
Source: the annotation of a GenBank genome assembly